This is a messenger RNA of Euleptes europaea (tarantolino), 1284 nucleotides long. Its product is annotated as zinc finger protein 665-like. The annotation marks the transcript as partial. Gene Ontology annotation, molecular function: RNA polymerase II cis-regulatory region sequence-specific DNA binding; DNA-binding transcription factor activity, RNA polymerase II-specific. Gene Ontology annotation, biological process: central nervous system development; regulation of transcription by RNA polymerase II. The transcript has a single exon. The record is from RefSeq and is a predicted model, not a curated record. NCBI's taxonomy places the organism in Eukaryota, Metazoa, Chordata, Lepidosauria, Squamata, Sphaerodactylidae. Gene Ontology annotation, cellular component: nucleus.
AUGGUGAGGGAGAAGGAAUCUGCAAGGGUGAUUGUGGGAAAAGACGAAGAUCUGCAUGGGGAAGUGAAAUCUGGGAAUCAAACGGUACCAAGGCAAGGAUGGAGAAGGAAAAGGAAAGCAAAAGAGAAGCAGAGGAAGAAAUUGGCUGGCUUUCAGAGUACUCAGCUAACUGAACAUCAAAGGAUUCACACAGGGGAGAAGCCAUAUAAAUGCCUGGAGUGUGGAAAGUGCUUCUCUAAGAGUUCCUUGCUAACAGUACAUCAAAGGGUUCACACAGGAGAGAAGCCAUACAAAUGCCUGGAGUGUGGAAAGUGCUUCUCUCAGAAUGGCGACCUAACUAAACAUCAAAGGAUUCACACGGGGGAGAAGCCAUACAAAUGCCUGGAGUGUGGAAAGGGCUUCUCUUCCAAUGGUAACCUAACUGUACAUCGAAGGAUUCACACGGGGGGAAAGCCAUAUAAAUGUCUGGAGUGUGGAAAGUGCUUCUCUCGGACUGACACACUAACUAAGCAUCAAAAAACUCAUACAGGGGAGAAGCCAUAUAAAUGCCUGGAGUGUGGGAAGUGCUUCUCUUCCAAUGGCAACCUAACUUUACAUCAAAGGGUUCACAUGGGGGAGAAGCCACAUAAAUGCCUGCAGUGUGGAAAGUGCUUCUCUUGGAUGGGCGGUCUAACUAUACAUCGAAGUGUUCACACAGGGGAGAAGCCAUAUAAAUGCCUCGAAUGUGGAAAGUGCUUCUCUCGGAAUAACACACUAACAAUGCAUCAAAAAACUCAUACAGGGGAGAAGCCAUAUAAAUGCCUGGAGUGUGGAAAGUGCUUCUCUUGGAAUGGCGACCUAACUGUACAUCGAAGGGUUCACACGGGGGAGAAGCCAUAUAAAUGCCUGGAAUGUGGAAAGUGCUUCUCUCGGAGUAGUGAGCUAACUGUACAUCGAAGAGUUCACACGAAGGAGAAGCCAUAUAAAUGCCUGGAGUGUGGAAAGUUCUUCUCUCGGAAUGGCAACCUAACUAUACAUCAGAGGGUUCACACGGGGGAGAAGCCAUAUAAAUGCCCGGAGUGUGGAAAGUGCUUCUCUCACAAUGGUGACCUAACUAAACACCGAAGGGUUCACACAGGGGAGAAGCCAUACAAAUGCCUGGAGUGUGGAAAGUGCUUCUCUCGGAAUUGUGACCUAACUAAACACCGAAGGGUUCACACAGGGGAGAAGCCAUACAAAUGCCUGGAGUGUGCAAAGUGCUUCUCCCAGAAUGGCGACCUAACUGCACAUCAAAGGGUUCACAUG